CAGCCCCCUCCUCCUGCCGCAGACGGCCCCUCCCCGCCAUCCGCCGCGCAAAAUGGCGGCCGGAGCCGGGCCCAUCGGAGGAGGUGGGUGCGGCGGCCUCUCGUCGUUCUCCUCAGCGCCGUCGCCCCCUCAGGCCGGCAACGGGCCGCCUCCGCACCCCCCUUCGCCUCUUCCUCCCUCGGCCGCCGCCGCCGCCGCCCCGCCGCCGCCUCACUCCAACAGCGGCGGGCCUCUCCUGCUCUCCCCGCCUCAGGCCGCGCCGCCGCCGCCAACCGCUUCUCCUCAGGCCGCCUCCUCCUCCUCCUCUUCCUCCGGGCCCACUCACAACCACGGAGCAAGCGGCGGCGGCGGAGGAGGAGGAGGAGGAGGAGGAGGAGGGGGGAACCCGCUGCCGGUAGUGGCGGCGGCGGCGGCGGCGGCGGCUUCUUCUCCCGCCUCGGGCCCAUCCGCCGCCGCCGCCGCCGCCGCCGCGUCUCCGGGCCCGCGGGAGCCGGCCUACAACUGGCAGGCGACGAAGCCGACGGUGCAGGAGCGCUUCGCCUUCCUCUUCAACAACGAGGUGCUGAGCGACGUCCACUUCUUGGUGGGCAAAGGCCGCGCCGGCGCCCAGCGCAUCCCCGCCCACAGGUUCGUGCUGGCUGUAGGCAGUGCGGUCUUUGAUGCCAUGUUCAAUGGCGGGAUGGCUACGACGUCCACAGAGAUAGAGCUACCUGACGUAGAACCGGCUGCUUUCCUUGCCUUGUUGAAGUUUCUUUAUUCAGAUGAAGUUCAGAUUGGGCCAGAGACCGUAAUGACAACUCUUUACACUGCAAAAAAGUAUGCGGUCCCCGCCCUCGAAGCGCACUGUGUGGAAUUCCUGAAGAAAAACCUUAGAGCAGAUAACGCCUUCAUGCUGCUAACGCAGGCUAGACUCUUCGACGAGCCCCAACUCGCGAGCCUUUGCUUGGAGAACAUAGAUAAGAACACGUCUGACGCCAUCAAUGCAGAAGGCUUCACGGAUAUCGACCUGGACACGUUGGUGGCCGUGCUGGAACGGGACACCCUCGGCAUCCGGGAGGUGCGGCUCUUCAACGCGGUGGUGCGGUGGUCGGAGGCGGAGUGCCAGCGGCAGCAGCUGCAUGUGGUCCCGGAGAACAAGCGAAAAGCCCUGGGCAAAGCCCUGUCGCUCAUUCGCUUCCCCUUGAUGACGAUCGAGGAGUUUGCUGCAGGGCCGGCUCAGUCGGGCAUCCUCACCGACCGUGAAGUGGUCAGCCUGUUCCUCCACUUCACCGUCAACCCCAAGCCGCGGGUCGAGUUCAUCGACCGGCCCCGCUGCUGCCUGAGGGGGAAAGAGUGCAGCAUCAACCGCUUCCAGCAGGUGGAGAGCCGUUGGGGGUACAGCGGGACCAGCGACCGGAUCAGGUUCUCCGUCAACAAGAGGAUAUUUAUAGUUGGAUUUGGGUUGUAUGGCUCGAUCCAUGGCCCGACAGAUUACCAAGUAAAUAUACAGAUCAUUCACACCGACAGCAACACUGUCCUGGGUCAGAACGACACUGGAUUCAGCUGUGACGGAUCCUCCAGCACGUUCCGGGUCAUGUUCAAGGAGCCUGUCGAGAUCCUGCCCACUGUCAGCUAUACAGCCUGUGCAACGUUGAAGGGCCCCGAUUCUCACUACGGAACCAAAGGGCUUCGCAAAGUAAUCCACGAGUCGCCGACCACGGGCGCCAAGACCUGCUUCACUUUCUGCUAUGCGGCGGGCAACAACAACGGCACCUCCGUGGAGGACGGACAGAUCCCAGAGAUCAUCUUCUACACAUAGUUGGCCGCUGCCGGGAAUCUGCCGCCGGACGGCUGCGGCUGCUUCUUCUCCCGCCCCCUUUCAUGUGCCCUGUUCAAGCUGAAAUCGCCGGCUUGCGUACUGCCAUACCAACGGGAGGGGCGCUGGCCGGAGGGACUCUAAUUGGGCAGGUGAUCCGAGAGGGUGCUCCUGCGGCCGGCAGGGGAGGUCACGGGCGGGACGUUGGCCGGGUUGGCUGGCAGUCUCUCCCCAUUCGUGCUGGCAGCCCAGCUCAAAUGGUCCUUUCAUUGCACUGAAUGUAGCCGCUUUUACAUCCAGCCAUUCCUCAGGUGGGCUCACCGAAAAGAACCCCCCUGCGCGCCGCGGUCGGGACGUGGGUGGGUGGGGCGAAGACGGCUUCGAUGGCUUUCAUUUGGCUGAUCUCGCCGAGGUGUACGCGAAAAGCACUUGCCCCCUUCCGUGUGCUCAGCAGAGUUUCUGGCUCGGACAGAAGACUUAACAGCAGCCUUCCCAACCUGGCGCUCUCCAGAUGGGUUGGACCGCAACUCCCCUAAUUCCCAUCCAGCGUGGGAGAAGCUGAGAAUGACAAUGAUGGGAAUUGCAGUCCAGCAUUUCCAGAGGCCGUGAGGUUGAGGAAGCCUGGCUCAUACGCUUGGGAGGCGAUUCUGUACACUACCUUGCGUCGAGGACGGGUCCUUUGCAUGACAGGAGCAGUGUUCCAAGGCAAGCCUUGACGUUGAACUGAUGGGAGGUGGAGUUCAGGGGAAGCCGGUGAAUCAGUCCCUCGAGAGCCAAAUUCGCUUUGGCUGCCUUGCUUUUCCCGCAUGGGCGGAUUUGCCGAGGGCUGUGGUUGGGGCGGCGGGUUCCCUCGGAGCAGCCUGUAUCAAGCAAUCGUGCAAACUGUGCUGCUGUGGCAAGAGAAGCAACGGACAUCCCCGGACUCUGAUCCUCCGUGUGUUUGCUGCUGCUGCUAAUAUAGUGCAACUUAACAAUGCA
Messenger RNA from Elgaria multicarinata webbii, 2773 nucleotides. RefSeq names its product BTB domain containing 2 (gene BTBD2). The coding region runs from base 53 to 1798 and encodes 581 amino acids. The transcript is spliced from 9 exons. The record is from RefSeq and is a predicted model, not a curated record. Gene Ontology annotation, molecular function: protein binding. Gene Ontology annotation, biological process: neurogenesis. Gene Ontology annotation, cellular component: P-body; cytosol. Lineage: Eukaryota; Metazoa; Chordata; Lepidosauria; Squamata; Anguidae.